AUGCCCGAUGGACGCAAAGACUACAAAGUUCAAGCGCUACAAGAGGCUGCAAGAAAGGAUGUCAAACAAGCUUUCGGGGUGCUUCAAGGUCAAUGGGCAAUCCUUAAACAAGAUGCCCGCCCGUAUUCGGUGAACAAGAUAAAACGUAUGAUGUAUGCUUGUGUCAUUCUACACAACAUGAUUGUUCAAGACAACGGUAACGCAAUUUCCGACCUUGAGGAGGAUUACUUGUCCGAUCCAACUAAUAUGCGAAGACGUACGUGGGAUGAAAAGGUAGCAACGCAAAUGCGAGUCGUCGGAGAGAUACGUGAUAGAAGGACGCACCAUCGACUUCGCAAUGCCCUAGUGGAGCAUGUUUGGCACAUUCCGGAAAGUUACCGUCAACGUUGA
Messenger RNA from Erigeron canadensis, 390 nucleotides. RefSeq lists its product as uncharacterized. The coding region runs from base 1 to 390 and encodes 129 amino acids. The record is from RefSeq and is a predicted model, not a curated record. NCBI's taxonomy places the organism in Eukaryota, Viridiplantae, Streptophyta, Magnoliopsida, Asterales, Asteraceae. The transcript has a single exon.